Molecule: messenger RNA, 5279 nt
Organism: Perca fluviatilis (European perch)
Lineage: Eukaryota; Metazoa; Chordata; Actinopteri; Perciformes; Percidae
Product: RIMS-binding protein 2
Exons: 24
Coding region: 29-4552 (1507 amino acids)
Biological process (GO): neuromuscular synaptic transmission
Molecular function (GO): protein binding
Source: RefSeq, a predicted model, not a curated record
AGCGCCACUGGAGGAAAGAGUAGAGAGCAUGAGAGGAAGCAUUAACGCAUUAAGGGCUGGGACUCAGGGAGUGUGUGUUAGCUACUGCAGCUUCUUUUUGUUUGCUUUCACUGUUAGGGUGAGACUUCCAGAUUGUUACAGUGGCAUACAGACUAGGCAAGCUAUUAAGCAGCAGAUCGGAAGCCACUCAUGCACCGGCAUACACGUGCAUUCGGGAGGACGCGUCACCUCCGCCUUCACUGCCAGCUUGUGUUGUGACGGGAAGGAAAGAGAGUCAUAUUGGGACAAAAGGGGUACUACUGCCUUUAAGACAAGAUUUGAAGUUUCAUCACAGCAAACUACAGCACAAUCAGUCUACAAUGUGAACCGCUUUCGAUUGCUGGAGGAGAGAAACCGAGCUCUGAAGCUUGAGGUAGCCACGCUUCGCCAAGAGAAACAGCAGUAUAGGAAACUGAGAGCAAAGCUCCAUGCUGCCUUGCAGGAGAAAAAUCAUCUGAACCUUGAGCUGAUCAACCACCACCUGAAGACGUCCAAGUAUGACCAGGUGCGAUCAGACUAUGACCAGCUGAGACAGAGCUUUGCUGUAGUGAGCCAGGAGAGAGACGUGGCCCAACAGCAGAGGAGCCAACUCCAAGGCAAAGUGGAAGACCUGGAACAGGUUCUAAAGCGUAUGCACCAGGCUGUAGAGCUGAAGCAGCAGCUGCAGAUAGAGCAUGAACGAGCCUUGGUGGCCCUUCACACCAAGCAGAAGGAGAUCAACCAACUGCAAAAGAACAAUAUGGACAGAAUGUUUCAGGUCAAGGUUCGUGACCUGGAGCAGAAAUGCAGGUCACGGAGUGAGCACUACCACCAGCUGUCCAACGAGCUGCUGAAUUUCCAUUUGCAAUCAGAUACUGUGGACAUCCUAAAAAUUAAUCCCGCUUCCACAUCCCAGAUCCUUCUCUCACCAGAGAAGAAACUCUCACAAGUCAUCGUUGAAUUUAAACCCCAGAAACAGACAGGCGAUGAGAGCGCGGCACACACGCCGCUACUGAUCUCCCAGUUCUUGCCCUGCACACCACAGACUGGAAACAGAGAAAGACUGCUGUCUGUCAAAUCCAGCACCGUGACAACAGACCGCCCCAGAAGCCCUCGACAGCGGAACCCCUCAGAGAUGGAGGAUGAGGCCAGCCCAUCACCCAGGUCCAAGCCUCGCUACACUGGCCAGGUCCGCCUUUGCACUGCCCGAUACAGUUAUAACCCUUAUGAUGGACCAAACGAGCAUCCUGAGGCAGAACUCCCCCUUGUGGCUGGAAAAUAUCUGUACGUGUACGGAAACAUGGAUGAUGACGGCUUCUAUCAAGGGGAGCUGCUAGAUGGCCAGCGAGGACUUGUUCCGUCCAACUUUGUGGAGUUUGUCCAGGACAAGGAAAAGCUAGCGAUUCAGUCUGGGGAGGGAGGAGAAGACCUGGGCCCACUGGACCAUAUGCCCCUGGCCUUGAUGGCAGUGGAUGGAGGUGCCUCACAGGAUGGUCUCCUGGGCUCAUCUAAUGCCUUGGUUCCCUGUAGCAAUGGGACAGGGGGGCCCCUGGACCCUGAGGACCUGGCUGAAGACGUUGUGCCUUAUCCCCGAAAGAUCAACUUGAUCAAGCAGCUGGCACGGAGCGUCAUUGUGGCCUGGGAGCCUCCACUAGUGCCUUUGGGCUGGGGGAACAUCUCUGGCUACAACGUGUUAGUAGACGGGGAGCUUCGUGCCAGUAUAGCGUACGGUGGCCGGACCAAGUGUUUGCUGGAGAAGCUGGACCUGGACGGCUGUGUUCAUCGCGUGUCGGUGCAGAGUGUCACGGACCGGGGCCUGUCAGACGAGCUGCGCUGCACCUUGCUGGUGGGAGCCAACGUGGUGGUGGCGCCGUGCGGCCUUCGGGUGGACGACAUCCAGCGCGACACUGCCGAGCUCUCCUGGUUGCCUAGCAACAGUAACUAUGGUCACACCGUGUUCUUGGACGGGGUAGAGCAUGCAGUGGUAAAGCCAGGAAGGUAUAUACUACGCUUUAUCAACCUGAAGCCCCUGACGGUGUACAAAGUGACGGUGGUGGCACAGCCGCACCAGGUGCCAUGGCAACUGCCUCUGGAGCAGAGAGAGAGGAAAGAAGCCGGUGUGGAGUUCUGCACUCAGGCUGCAGGUCCACCACCAUAUUGCAGAACAGGCCCUCCCCAGCCUCCCCAGGAUGUACAGGUGCUCUGUGGGCAGGCUCCAGGCGUCCUACAGGUCCGCUGGAAGCCCCCCAUCCUCUCUCCCAUGGGCACAUCCAAUGGGGCAAAUGUCGUUGGCUAUGCAGUCUGCACUAAAGGACAGAGGAUAGCUGAGGUGUUGUUCCCAAUGGCAGACUAUGUUACUGUCGAGCUGACAAGGAUUCAGUGCCUGGAGGCCAGGGAAGUCAUCGUCAGGACGCUAUCAGUACAGGGAGAAUCCCAGGACUCCCAAGUUGCCGUCAUUCCAAACAACCUCCUUGUGCCUCUACCUGCUCUGCCCCUGCCACCGCCAAUGCACCCCCACGCAGGCCCCCCUCCGCACUCCCAUGUUCAACCCCACCUCCAAUCCCCUCACCAUCCUCAUGCCACACCCCAACUUCCCGCUCCACCCCAUGCACACGGACAACCACUCCAACCCCAUCCUCCUCACCCUCAACCCCAUCCCAGAAAUCCCCACCCAGGUGGACCCCCGCAACCCCAGCUUCGACCCCCACGUCCUCAGCCCCUACACCUUCAGCCUCACCCUUCCCAACAAGGUCCCAGGCCCCAGCACCAACUGCCUCUGCUACCCCACCCCCAUCACCACCCUAUACCUCAGAGACCAGUAUGUGCCAGAGACCUGGAUGCCAAAGAGCAUGCGGCCCACCACGGGGGAGCUUUUCCUCCUGGCCAGCCUGGCUGGGACCCCACACGCUCUCCCUCUUCCCAGCCUCCUGUGCCCAUGCAAGGCCACACCCUUGAGGCCCCUCCCCCUGCCAAUCCACGCUCCCCCUCCCCCCAGAGGAUUCUUCCACAGCCUCGAGGCACACUCAUCCCGGACACGGUGGCCAAAGCCAUCGCCCGAGAAGCAGCGCAAAGGGUGGCAGCAGAAAGUGGCAAGGGGGACAGGAGGCAGGGCAAAUACGGAGAGCAGGGUCGUUCAUUUCACCAGCAUCACUCUGAUGAGGAAGAGGAAGACGAAGAAGGGUUUGCGGGCGGCCGUCGGAGAGGACCCUCAGUUGAUGAGUUCCUCAGAGGCUCUGAGCUUGGGAGGCCGCCUCACUAUGGUCACAAUGAAGAUUAUCACAGCGAAAGCAGCCGGGGCUCUGACCUGUCUGACAUCAUUGAAGAGGAUGAGGAGGAGCUGUACUCUGAGAUGCAGCUGGAAGAGGGACGUCGACGCAACUCGCACAACACACCCAAGGCCAACACUACUGCUGGAGGCCGUCAUGACCGGGAGACUGGGCGAAGAACUCAUCAUGGCGGUUCCCAGCCUCAGAGACGACCUCUGAUGGUCCCCUCCAUUGAGGUAACCUCUGAGAAUAACAGUGAAGGAAACCCCAUCACCGAGGAUGUUUACUAUGGCAAAGUAGCUCGGCACAGGAAGUGGUCUUCCCGCAGGCACAUGGGCGGCACCAGGUCUCCCCAUGAUGACUACAGGGAUCGGGAUCGCCGCUCUCCCACCUACUAUGAUGAGUCAGAGGCCGAGGAGUCUUUCCGGAUCUUUGUGGCCCUCUUUGACUACGAUCCUCUGUCCAUGUCCCCCAACCCAGAUGCAGCUGAUGAGGAGCUGCCCUUCAAAGAGGGGCAGAUCAUUAGGGUGUACGGUGAUAAAGAUACGGAUGGGUUUUACAGAGGAGAAGUGAGGGGCAGGAUGGGGCUGAUCCCCUGUAACAUGGUCUCAGAGAUCCGAGCGGAGGACGAGGAGACCAUGGACCAGCUCAUCAAACAGGGCUUUCUGCCACUCAGCACCCCUGUGGACAGAAUAGAGCAGAACAGAAGAGGCCUCCGUCGAGAUCAGGCCUCGAGGAGGAUGGUGGCUCUGUACGACUACGAUCCCCGAGAGAGCUCCCCCAAUGUUGAUGUCGAGGCUGAGCUGACCUUCUGUGCUGGUGACAUCAUGGCUGUGUUUGGAGAUAUUGAUGAAGACGGAUUCUAUUACGGUGAGAUCAACGGCCACCGUGGUCUGGUUCCCUCUAACUUCCUGGAAGAAGUGCCUGAUGACGUGGAGGUGUAUCUGACCGAUACUCCAUCCCACUACCCCCAGGAAGAGGCUGCCAACCGGCCGCCUGCCAACUCUGCCGCCACCGUCUCAGAGGGCAAACGGGUUACCACAGAAACCACCGACACGGUCGACAACGACGCCACACCUGUCCGAGCGCCGUCCCCGAUUGUUCGGCCCCUCCUCCCAGGCACCAUGAGACCCCUCAGUCCUGCGAGGGGCCCCCGCAUCCCUCUGGAGUCCAGGGACCCCCGAGACCAAGAUCUGGCAAACAAGAAGAAGAAAGGACUACUUUCCAAGGGGAAGAAGCUCCUGAAGAAACUCUCCCCUGUGAAAUAAAAAAAAAAAGGCAUACAUGUACUAUACGUAUACGUACAGUAUAUGCCAGGCUCUGUAUAUUGCAUCCAUACAAUCAACUCUGAUCCAACAACACAUGACAGAGAAGAUGUGAGCUUUGUCUCCUGGACUGCCUGAGCCUAUUUUAAUAUAACCAGUGAUACAAUUAUUCAUGUACGGUGAUGGACACAAAUCAAUUAUGUACAGUGCAGUGCCAAAAUCAAGAGAGAGGUCACCUGCAGACACAAUAACAUACUACUGUGAUGUAUUUUAAAUCAACGGAUGACUAAAAAAACAACAAAAAAACUAGGAUUUUCAUGACAGUAUUUUUCUGUUUUCUUUACUUACAGAAACUAUUCAUUUGUUUCAAGCAGGGUAGCUGUGAAAACAAAGCAUCUGGUUACAUCUUCUAAUGGGCUUUUUUCUCAGCACAAAAACAUCAAUUUUGGUGGAGUAUUGAUGUCACUUCAAGGAAACGGAGACCUUACUUCCUCUAUGAAGAUCUCAAAUAGACUACACUGUUAUCGAGGCAUUCUGUGAAGUAAUGCUGGCUGCUAACACAAAGGCUUUAUUCUGUGCAAUAUCAUAGAGAGGCGGUAGCAUAUGUAUGUGGGAAGAAAAGAAACAUUUCCACUUGUACCUGUGAUUUCAGCAGAGUGGAGUUUUUCUGUGAUGAAAGGCAUUUUAAAAAAAAAAAAUAGAAUAGCAGAUUGGCAACAGGGCAUUAACG